This is a messenger RNA of Schistosoma turkestanicum, 870 nucleotides long. NCBI's taxonomy places the organism in Eukaryota, Metazoa, Platyhelminthes, Trematoda, Strigeidida, Schistosomatidae. The record is from the annotation of a GenBank genome assembly.
AUGAAUCCAAGCCUCAUAAAAGAGAGAGAAGCGUUCUUAAAGCGAGCCAUGACGAUCCCUGUUGUCGAGAAACCAAAAUCGACUUAUUCUGGUGUUUCGGAAGAAAAAGGUGCCGUAACUUCUGUACACCGCCGUGGACCUCCUUCAACUUCUAGUGUUUCAGAAUUGAGAUCUCUCGAACUAAAACCUCAGUUGCAGGGAAAGUUUGCAGUUUUGUCGCGGAUAGUAAAGUAUAUGAAGCAACGCCAUUUAGAAGGUGAUACUCAUCCAUUAUCUGUAGAAGAAAUUUUGGAGGAAGCUGUACUUCAUGAUACACCACCUGCCACUGUAAAAUGGCUAGAGGAAGAAGCUCUACCAAAUAAUCCAAAAAUUCGGGUUACAGCGGAUGCAAAGUUUUUAUUCAAACCAAGAUAUGAUAUCCGUACUCGUAAAGACCUUUAUCAACUUCUUCGUCGUCAAGAAUUAAAAGGAUUGGGAGGAAUUUAUCUAGAUGAUUUGACUGAAUCCGUUCCUGAUGUUGAAAAAAUUCUCAAUAGUUUUGGCGAUCAUGUGAUUCGUAUUACCACACCACACGAUAAAAAAACUAUCUUGUUUUACAACGACAAAUCAUUCGAUUUGAAUGUAGAUGAAGAAUUCAAGCAACAAUGGCGGUCCGUGAGUGUGGAGGGUGUUCAUGAAACAAAAAUUGAAGAGUAUUUAAAGCGUAAUGGGAUCUCUUCAAUGUCUGGUGAUCGAAAAAAAUUCAUACCUGUACAAAGAAAAAAACCGGGACAAAAGCGUACUAUGAAUCGUCCAGUUCAUAUUAAAGACAAUGAACAUGUGAACGGAAUUCUAGAAGACUUUUCUGAGAAAUUAGCCAAACCUUCUUGA